AUGACACAAGUGACGAAAAUUGUUUCAAAACAUCGACCAAGGUAUAGACAAGCACGCAUUGUCUUUCCAUUGCUUCUUCCAGUGUUAUUUGGUAUCGCAUCACUACAUCCAAUUGCUACUGUGCUUACUCUUCUUUUAUGUUUGGUCGUAUGUUUCAAUGUCGUUAUUGUAGUCGCUCCACCCACAUGUCCCUUAGAAGAUACAUUCCUUUUCUACAGAUCGUCUGAUAGGUAUGACGGGUUUCUAAGUGAUACUAAUGUGAUUUACAAAUGUUCAGUUACUACUCUUUUGUUAUGGUAUUUCACAAUGCUUAUACCUGUAAAUUUGGAGAAUAAGCUACUCUAUAGAGAAAUAAUAAUGUACAAUAUUCUCGUUGUGGUUUGCUUACAUCUUGUGCAAAUUAUACGAAAUAUACAUACACGCAGUCUUCACCAUACAAUCCUGUCAAAUUCCCAAUAUCUUGGAAAUAAACCAGAGAAAAAUGGAAGUAAGCUCACUGUAUUUGGGUUAUGGAAACACACUGUAUGUAUAUUUCGUGAUACUAAUGUGAGUGACGUUUGCUUUUUCCCAUUGGCAUAG
Messenger RNA from Schistosoma guineensis, 579 nucleotides. The record is from the annotation of a GenBank genome assembly. Lineage: Eukaryota; Metazoa; Platyhelminthes; Trematoda; Strigeidida; Schistosomatidae.